Molecule: messenger RNA, 5221 nt
Organism: Dama dama (fallow deer)
Lineage: Eukaryota; Metazoa; Chordata; Mammalia; Artiodactyla; Cervidae
Gene: PMVK
Product: phosphomevalonate kinase
Exons: 6
Coding region: 192-890 (232 amino acids)
Biological process (GO): cholesterol biosynthetic process; isopentenyl diphosphate biosynthetic process, mevalonate pathway
Cellular component (GO): cytoplasm
Molecular function (GO): phosphomevalonate kinase activity
Source: RefSeq, a predicted model, not a curated record
AGGCUUUAAUUUAAAGCCACGGAAGCACAUGUACGGGCUGUCUGUCCUCUCCACGGCCAUGAAGAAGACGGGGAGGGGCGGAACCCCUCCUUGUUGCCGCUCCACCGAGUGGCCGCGUCCAUUCUGUGCCGGUGGUCGGAUUUAAGGAGUAGGGAAGUUAGCUUUAGGGAUCGCAGAGCGUAGUGACCCCCAUGGCCCGGCUCGGAGGCGUACCGGGGCUGGUGCUGCUGUUCAGCGGGAAGAGGAAAUCCGGGAAGGACUUCGUGACCGAGGCGCUUCAGAGCAGGCUAGGGGCUGACGUGUGUGCUGUCCUCCGGCUCUCUGGUCCACUCAAGGAGCAGUACGCUCAGGAGCACGGCUUGGACUUCCAGAGACUCCUGGAUGCCAGCACCUACAAGGAGGCCUAUCGGAGGGACAUGAUCCGCUGGGGCGAGGAGAAGCGCCAGGCUGACCCAGGCUUCUUCUGCAGGAAGAUUGUGGAGGGUGUCUGCCAGCCUGUCUGGCUGGUGAGUGAUACACGGAGGGUGUCUGACAUCCAGUGGUUUCAGGAGGCCUAUGGGGCUGUGACACAGACGGUCCGUGUGGUGGCCACAGAGGAGAGCCGGCAGCAGCGGGGCUGGGUGUUUACACCAGGGGUGGACGACGCUGAGUCAGAGUGUGGCCUGGACAACUUCGGGACCUUCGAUUGGGUCAUUGAGAACCAUGGGGAUGAGCAGCGCCUGGAGGAGCAGUUGGAGCACCUGAUUCUUCACAACCACUCUGUGAAAUAUUCGAGGAGGACAUUUUCAUCUGCAUUUAGCAGAUGCCAAGGACUCAAGAGAAGUAAACAGCCUGUCCAGGGUAAAGGAUUAGUAAAUGUUGGCACUCUGGCCAGAACACAGGCCGCCUGACUCCUGACCGGGCCCCUCGGCCAUGUCCCUUUGGGGUAUGGUGCAAAGCUGCACGGCCAUCCUGGCCAUCCUACUGCGUAGCCUCAGCCCGCCACCUCUCUGGCACUGACUUUGUUCUCCUAUAAAUUCUGAUGGUUCACGCUGAUAAGGGGACAACCAAGGAAAUUCCAGCGGUUUCACUGUGACUCACACUGAACUCUGCACAUUCCUGCCCACAUCUCCCCCCUAGAUCACCUCAUCCUGAGACUAGUCCCCUGGCUCUCCCACAGGUCUGAAGGCUGUGGACUCCUCUGUGUCCCCUAACCCCUGGCUGAUUGGUCCCCAGGUUAUGUUAAUCUGCCCUGUCUGUGUGCCUGGCACACAGUGAGGCCAGACAAGACCAAAAUGUCAGAGUUGGGAGCAGAGAGAGGUUCACUGCAGGGCCACGCAAGGAGACGGGUGGCUUCUGCCUUAAAAGACCCCCAACUCCCGGAAAGCUUUCAGCAAAGCCCUUUUAUAGGAAAGGGGGGUGGCGUGGUUAGUUGUUGCAGGCUUCUUGGCGUCAGAUCCUUUGUUCUUAAGGUCAGGUCAUGGUCCGGUCACAAUGUUGCUGGAAGGCUCCACCAAAACAAAUGUUAUUCUCUGUUCUGACAACGAAGGGCAAAGUCCUACGGCUCAACUUUUGCCCUCUGAGGCCCAGGCUAAGAGGAGGAGUCCCUGGGCUGGCUGGUUACUCUGCCCCAGAGCACUGGUCCAGCACCCAGUCUCUGUCCUUCUACCAGUGCCCAGGCCCUGCUGAAGAGGCAGAUCUUAGCUGGUGGCACACUCAGGGGCAGGGCCCCAGAGCCUGCCCAACUGUCAUCACUGAGGGAGCCAGGCACCCAGCACCCAGCCAGCCCUCGGGCUUUUCAUUUAAACUGGAGUGAAUCAUUUGGUUGGGAUCAGUAGGAAUACAUGUUGUAGCAAAUGCCCAUCAUGUUAGUUCCCAGCUCACAGCAGUUGCCAUUCUUUGAGAACAGCUCCACCCAUAGGGGUGGACCUGAAGUCAUAAUGGGCAGUGGCCUUGCAACUUAACCCUGACCUCUGCCACCUUCUAGAGGGUAGACAGCUGAUCUCAGCUGUAUCAGUUUUUGAAGUGUGAAUGGAGACCCUGAAGCUGGUUGAAGCUGUGACCUUAAUGGCAUUGCCAUGCACUCCAGUUGCUGAGGCCUCUGUGGGUGUUGACCCACGGAGAUCGGCACCACCAUUAGACCCAGAGGGGUAUGGAGGAGAGGGCGCAGCGGCUUCAAGGCCUGGGCCUGGCCAGCACAUGGCCUUGGCGAGGGCUCUGGAGCUCUGCGAGACACAGCCCUCUGCCUUUCCCCGGGCCCCCCAGCGCACCCACCAGCUCUGAGGCUAGAGAGCCUGUAUAGCCCCGGAGAGAAGGCCGAGACCCGCCUCUCAUCUACCCUGCCGUGAGGACCACUGCCAGGCUGACUGUUGGCGGAGUGGCACCUCUAACCACAGCGCUAAGGGUCUGGAACUCAUCGCCGGGCACCCGCCCUGCCCCGCCCCGCCCCGUCACAUGUCUUCCCUCUGGGAUUCUCACUGGAAGGUAAACUCCCUCAUGGUCGGGCUGUGUCUAUCUUGUAGUUGUAGUCCCGUCUCCUAGAGCUGUGGGUCCACAGUGGGCAUCAGAAAAUGGAUGUAAUUGGAGGCAGGGCGAGGCAGGACUGUAGGAGUCACACUAGGUGGAAUCCUGUGGGUAGUCAUUUUGUGCAUUGGAUGUUUCCUCACCUCCCAGCAGAGGCUCUGAUCCAGCCCCACUACCUGGGCCUGGAACCUCUGCUUCCUGCUGGUAUUGAGGCUGCUGGAGUCCUUUCCAACACAGACUGUGCUGGCCUCCUUUGGCCUCCCCUUAGCUCCGCUCUUUGUGAGGGCUUCCCUGAUAGCUCACUUGGUAAAGAAUCUGCCUGCAAUGCAGGAGAGCCUGGUUCGAUUCCUCAGUAGGGAAGAUCUGCUGGAGAAGGGAUAGGCUACCCACUCCAGUAUUCUUGGGCUUCCCUUGUGGCUUAGCUGAUGAAGAGUCUGCCUGUAGUGCGGGAGACCUGAGUUUGAUCCCUGGGUUGGGAAGGUCCUCUGGAAAAGGGAAAGGCUGCCCACUUCAGUAUUCUGGCCUGGAGAAUUCCAUGGACUAUACAGUUGCAAAGAGUCAGACACGACUGAGCGACUUUAACUUCACUUGUGAGGUCAUUUCCCCCUCAGUGUUGUACCAGACUAAGAGAUGACUGAUUUGUUUUUCUUUCUUUCUCAUUUUAGUGAGCUGUAAUUGACAUAUAACAUUUAUAAGUUUAAGGUGUACAUGUGAUGUUUUGAUUCAUAUAUCUAUUAUGAAAUAAUUACCACAAAAUUGGUGAAGAACCAACUCACUGGAAAACAUCCUGCUGCUGGGAAAGAUUGCAGGCAGGAAGAGAAGGGGGCAGGGGAUGAGAUGGUUGGAUGUCAUCACUGGCUCAGUGGACAUGAGUUUGAGCAAACCCCGGGAGAUAGUGAAGGACAGGGAAGCCUGGCGUGCUGUAGUCCACGGGGUCACAAAGAGUUGGACAUGACUGAACAACAACACCUCUGUCACCUCACAUAACUGUCAUUUGCUUUGGGUGGUGGUAAGGACAUUUAGCAACUUCCAAGUAUAUAAUACAGUAUUGCUAAGUGCAGUGACUGUGGUACAUUAGAUCUCCAGAACUUGCUCACCUCGUAACUGAAAGUUUGUAACCUCUAACCAACAUCUCUGCAUUUCUCCAACUCCCAGCCCCUGGCAGCCAGCAUUUUACUCUUGUUUCUGAGUUCAGUUUUUUUAGAUCCUACAUGUAAGUGAGAUCAUGAAGUAUUGAUCUUUCUUUGUCUGCCUCUUUCACUUAGCAUAAUGCCCUCAAAGUUCAUCCGUGUUGCUGCCAAAGGUGGGUUUCCCUCUUUUUUUUUUUUUGGUUAAAAAUAUUCCAUUCUGUGUAAACCUAGCACAUCUUCUUAAUCCAUUCAUUCGUUGAUGGACAAUUGGGUUGUUUCCAUGUCUUGGCUAGUGUGAAUAAUGCUACAAUAAACAUGGGGAUGCAGAGAUCUCUUUGAAAUAGUUGUUUUCUUUCCUUCAGAUGUCUGCCCAGCAGUGGAAUUGCCCUAUGGUCACUGAUUGUUGUUAAUUAAGUUUAAACACCAAGGAGGCAGGGAUGAAGCAGAGAAGGGGAUGUGGGGUUGGUGGUUCUCAUAUGUCCCUUGUAGGAGUGCUGACCUGGUUCUUGGCUCGGAGUGUUUGGAAGUCACAGGAUGUGACUUGGGAAGCCAGCAAGUCUACUCCCCAUCCUUUGACAGGUUGGCCCUGAUGCCUUUUAACAUGGGAGGACCCAGUGGCUAACUAGAGUCACUUCUGCUGGACUUGAAGAUUCUCUGCACUUUAAAAAAAACCCUGAAAUUUCUCUAAAUAUCAAAAUCAGUAAUAACCCUGAGUUUUAAUACCCUAUGUUAUGAUGAGAGUUUUAACUCCUUUUGUUUUAAGACAGUCUCCCCACUUUCCUAAUCUUUGUUAAUUUUGUGUAUGGUUAUGAUCUCAGAGUAUUGCUGUUAAGUUAUUUUUAAUAUUAUAUAUAUGUUCUUUUAAUAAUCAUUUGUAUCACUAACAUUCUCUUAAAAUUUUAUUAUUCUGCUUCUAAACUGCUGAAUGGAGGUGUAAUUGUCAUGUAAUAACUGCACAUUUAAAGUGCACAAUUUGGCAAGUUUUGAUAUUUGUAUAUGCCCAUGAUCACAAUUAUGAUGGUUAUAUCCAGGACUUCCCUGAAGGUCCAGUGGCUAAGACUCCGAGCUCCCAAUGCAGGGGGCUUGGGUUUGAUCCCUGGUCAGGGAACUAGAUCCCGUAUACCACAGCUGAGAGUUCUCAUGCUGCAGCUGAAGAUCCCAGAUGCUAUAACGAAGAUCUGGGAUCCUGUGUGCAACUAAGACUGGUGCAGCCAAAUAAAUAUUUUUUUUAAAAAAAUGGACGUAUCCAUCACCCUCAAAAACUUCACCAUGUCUACCCUCCCUCUCCCAACCCUUGUUCCCAGGCAACCACUGAUUUGCUUUCUGUCUCUAUAGAUUAGUUGUCAUUUUCAGUAACUGUAUAAAUGAGCUAUACACUGUAUAGUCUUUUUUGGUCUGAUUUCUUUUUCUCAGCAUAAGUUUUGAGCUCAGUCUACAUCACUGCAGAUGCAUGUGGAUAGUUUGUUUCUUUUUAUUGCUGUUGUGUGGUGUGAAUAUACCACCACUGUCUAUUCAUUCACCUGUUGAACAUUUGGGUUGUUUCCAGUGUUUGGAUAUAACAAAUAAAGAAGCUAUGAACAUUCAUGUAA